AAUAAGUACGGCUCACUCGGUGUCGGCACUCUCGAGGACUCGUCGACACCACAACUGGUCCACGGCUUGGAUGGCCAGCGAGUGGUGGCCGUCGCGUGCGGUAACAGUCAUACCCUGGUGUUGACCGUGUCCCGUCGUUACGCGGUUCCCGUCACCGAAAUCGCCGACCAGUCAGUAGUUACCCUAUCGUGCGGCCGUAACCACACGGCGGCGCUCACAGACACGGGUCGGGUCUACGUGUGGGGCUCUUCACAUAUAUCCAGACCCCGACUGACUCCCGAACCUCUGGCCACUCAUUCGGUGUACGAUAUAUUCGCCAAAUACUCGAAGAUUGACAUGACUUUCAAGACAAUUAUUUUUAAUAAUAAGAUCAAUGAUAUCGAGAAUAUUGACGAACGAAAUGCGGAUCAAAAACAGUUGUACUUCGAGGACAAACUCAUCGAUGGUAUCAAAGAUAUGAAUAUAGGAUUAGACACUUCGGCCCCGAAUAAUAGUAAUUGCAAUACCAGUAGUGGAACCGUUGGAUUGGAUCAUAAGUCUAAGAACAGUGAAAAGUUGAUUCCAUUGAAAGUCUUUGGGAAACAUUUGUCGGACAUCUUUGACAAUAAAUCUAAUUAUGAUUUGGUGUUUGUAUUCAACGAGAAAACCAUUAAUUGUCACAAAUUUGUGAUUAAACUGCGAAACAAACAGUUUUGGCAAAAAUGUCAGUUAAUGUUGAAUAGUAUUUAUAACAAUUCAAACGAUAAUGAGAUUCGCAUUCAAGACUAUUCUUAUGAGUCUUUCUAUGCAUUCCUCGAGUUCUUGUAUGCAAUCAAACCGAAGAUCACUCCCAGAAUCAGACGCGAAGUGUCAAAGUUGGCCACACUUUAUGGCGAACCAGCGCUCGAAGAGUUGUGCAAUUAUAAUGUCUACGGAUCUGAUGUUAAAUGUAUUGAUUUGUCAAACGUUUGCAGUCUGUAUGAGAUGUCUAUCACCGAUGGAUGCGUUGAGUUGGAGAAGAGAUGCGUUGAAUUCGUGACAAACAAUUUGAUCCCAUGUUUUAAAUCGGAUUCAUUUCACGCAUUGCCUCAACACGUGUCCAAACGACUCAUGCAAUCAGUGUUUGAGUGA
Messenger RNA from Medioppia subpectinata, 1110 nucleotides. The record is from the annotation of a GenBank genome assembly. NCBI's taxonomy places the organism in Eukaryota, Metazoa, Arthropoda, Arachnida, Sarcoptiformes, Oppiidae.